AUUUAUGAUAAGGUUAUUAAGUAUCUAUAUAAAAGCGAAAUACUAUAAUUUACUCUAAGUCAGUCUUAAAUAAAAUAAUGUAUUUACUGCAAUACUUUCAGCUUCUCAUUUUGCUUUUAGCGAAAAGUUCCUUGGGUGACAAAAAAAUCCCAGAAAAUUUCUUAUUGGGGUCCGCUACAGCUUCUUAUCAAAUUGAAGGAGCUUGGAAUGAAGAUGGAAAAGGAGAGAGUAUGUGGGAUUGGUUUAUGCAUAGCCGAAAUAGCACAAAAAAUGGUGACGUAGCUUGUGAUUCUUACCAUAAAUGGAAAGAAGACAUUGAAAACGUCAAAGCUUUGGGGCUCGACUUUUAUAGAAUUUCCAUUUCUUGGCCAAGGAUUUUACCUAAUGGAACUCUAAGCUCGAUUAACCAAAAGGGAAUUGACUAUUAUAUGAAUAUUUUUAAGGCCCUCAAAGAAGCAAACAUUGAACCAAUGGUCACAUUAUACCACUGGGACAUGCCAGAACACAUCCAUCAACUCGGUGGUUUCCUUAAUCCGCAAUUUGUUGAUUAUUUUGAAGAUUAUGCCAGACUGAUGUAUAAGCUAUUUGCUCCUUAUGUAAAAUAUUGGUUCACUAUAAAUGAACCAACACUAAUAUGUACAUAUGGAUAUGGAUAUGGAAUUAUGGCACCCGGAUUGACUCUUAUUGGAGAUGGAAUCUACCAGUGUGGAUAUGUUCUUUUGAAAGCUCAUGCCAAGGCUUAUAGGGUGUAUGAUGAAGAGUUUAGAGCUAAAUACCAAGGGCAAGUAGGUUUGGUCUUCAGCUUUGACUGGGUAGAACCAUAUACCAAUAGCACUUUUGACAUAGAAGCUCAACAGAGGUAUCUUGAAUUCCAGCUUGGUUGGUGGGCAAAUCCAGUUUUUAUAGGCAACUGGCCUCAAAUAAUGAUCGAGCGAAUCGCCAACAGAAGCAAAUUGGAAGGUUUGGCAAGGUCCAGAUUGCCAGAGUUUUCACAGCAAGAAAUUGAUUAUAUUAAGGGCACUUAUGAUUUCUUUGCUUUAAAUACAUAUAAUGUUGGGCAAGUUCGCUUUUUGGACGAACCUGACAUAGGAACGCCUUCUUAUUUGGCAGAUCAAAGCGUCACGAGUGUAUUAGAUGAUAAUUUUUAUCACCCGGAAGGCAUUAGGAUGCUUAUGAACUACAUUUGGACUAAGUACAAUCCAAAAGGUAUUUUAAUAACAGAAAAUGGAAAAAGAACCACAGACAAGCUACAAGAUACUGAAAGAAUUAGUCUUAUAAGGGAUUAUUUGAGUCAAAUAAUAGAUGCUAAGACAGAAGAUGGGAUCAACAUAUUGGGAUAUUCUGUAUGGUCCCUUAUGGAUAAUUUUGAAUGGGGAAGCUAUAAGGACAAAUAUGGUAUAAUAAGGGUAGAUUUUGAUAGCCCCGAUAGGACAAGAACUUGGAAAGAUUCCGCACAUUGGUUUAAAAAUCUUACCACAAAUCGAGUUUUGGAUGUUUAAAUAUUCGUAUGUUUAAAUGUUUUAAUAUUUUAGGAAUAAUAAGUAAUAAGGAAAACUUUUAAAUAUUAUUUUUUAAA
Anthonomus grandis grandis is the source of this 1576-nucleotide messenger RNA. Its product is annotated as myrosinase 1-like. The transcript has 12 exons. The record is from RefSeq and is a predicted model, not a curated record. Gene Ontology annotation, biological process: carbohydrate metabolic process. NCBI's taxonomy places the organism in Eukaryota, Metazoa, Arthropoda, Insecta, Coleoptera, Curculionidae. Gene Ontology annotation, molecular function: beta-glucosidase activity. Bases 78 to 1499 code for a protein of 473 amino acids.